AGUGCGUGACGUCAUCAGUGCGCGUUUGCAAUCAGGAGGAGGGACUGUGCGGUUGCACGUUGAUGUAUAUUAGCAUUUUCCAUCGGUUAUUUCAUUCUGUGUUAAAAACGGAACGUAGAAAUGUCCGUGACAGAGAUGUUCAGUUAUAUUCAGGGUUUUCUAAGCGCGGACCAGGAUGUUAGGGAGGACAUCCGUAAAGUGGUCCAGACUUUGGAGCAAACGGCCAGAGAGAUCCUGACGGUCCUGCAGAGUGUCCACCAGCCCACAGGCUUCAAGGAGAUUCCCAGUAAAUGCAUGAAGGCCAGAGAGUUGUUCCACACAGUCCGGACGCAGUUAUCAGAGCUUAAAACUAAAUUUCCUGUGGAGCAGUAUUACAGGUUCCACGAGCACUGGCGGUUUGUGCUGCAGCGGCUCACGUUCUUGGCAGCGUUUGUUGUUUAUCUGGAGUCCGAGACUUUGGUGACACGAGAAGAGGCUGCUCAGAUCCUCGGCAUCGAGGUGGUCCGAGAGAAGGGCUUUCAUCUGGACAUAGAGGACUAUUUGGCUGGAGUCUUAAUCAUGGCCAGUGAAUUGUCCCGCCUCGCCGUAAACAGCGUCACGGCCGGAGACUACACUCGCCCGAUUCGAAUCUCAAACUUCAUCAACGAACUGGACUCUGGUUUUCGGCUCCUGAAUUUGAAAAACGACCCUUUGCGAAAACGCUAUGACGGCCUCAAAUAUGAUGUAAAGAAAAUUGAAGAGGUGGUUUAUGAUUUGUCCAUUCGCGGCUUGGCAAAAGAAGCAGAGACUGAAGCCAAUAAGUAGUGACUGAAACCGGACACUGGUUUUUGGGGUUUAAACAUUUUUCUAUGGGCACAGCCUGGACUUAAAGGCUAUGUACAACCUGAAAUAAAUGAGUUGGGCUUAGAAGUUAUACAAGAUUUCUAAUUAGAGGUGGGCGAUAUUGACAAAAUGAAUACCACCAUUUUAUUUUUUAUUUAGUGUUUUUGAUUGUUCUGACGACAAAUUGUAUUUGGGCAAUCUAUGAGAAAUGUGCUUAACAGACUUGUAAAUAUCUACUGAGGUUCAAGUAAUAGUAUUAAGUAAACAGUAAAACACAAAAGUUGCAGAAAUCUUAUACAGGUAAGAUGACACUACUUUUUUUUUUUUUUUCCUGUAAAUUUUUAUCAACAGUCUGUGCAGCUCUUUGACAGUGUUCUUUCAGACCACAUACUCUGUAUUUUUAUUUUGAAAACAAAACCUUUUGACAUAUUGCCCACCUUUAAUGUUAAUCAGCCUUGUUUUUAAAGGUAAAGUGAGUAGUUCUUGGUCACAUAUUUUGGGCAAUAAUUGCACUUAUUUUUGCAUUCCUCCAUUUUUGACAGCGAACUUUGAUGGUGAUGUGGAGUUUUGCUAGACAUAAUACACAGUCAAAUCAACAAUUAGUCACAUUCAAGUGAUUGGAAAUAAAUAUUGAAAAAUGGAAAGUAAUAUAAGUAUUGUUACGGGUUAAGUAAUGCAUUUCUAUUUGCAACAAUUACGCAGUCCAGUAAGCCACUUUGAAUACAUCUGGUUUAAUGCUUAUAAACAAAACAAAUAUUUAAACUAUAUAAUUCCACUUGAAUCUGGAACAUUCUGAAUUUAUUUGGUACUGGCAGUUCUUCUUCCUCCUACUAUAGAUCUUGAAAAGAUGUAUAGUAGACCCAAUUACAAAUUACUCAAAAUGCAUUGGAUUUCAAAGUCAUCCUAGAAAUUGGCACUAGUAACCUGUUUAAACUUGUUUGUGUUUGAAAGACGUGGUAACUGUUUGAGCUACAAAGAAGAGAAUGGGGUCUUGAACUGCCACUUUAGUUUUCACCACCAGAUGUCACAAAAACCAACUCACUUUCCCUUUAAACGCCUCUGUGCUAACUACUAAUCAAGUUGACUGUAUGGCCCAUUGCUCAUUAAAGGGGCUACAGCUACAUGUUACAAGCUUAAAGGUAAUAUAUUUUGCAAAACGUAUGCAAAACAUGGGGUUUUCUCAUCAAAAACUUACCUGGAGUUUUUGUUCAAGUUGGGCAUUACGCAAAAUAGACAUUUUGGAGCUUUCAACCAUGAUAUAAUGAUAUAAAAAAAAAAUAACAUGGUGAUUUAAAUAUGUUGUGUUAGCAGUUAAUACCCAAUUGAAGUUUAACUUUAAAGUCAAUUUUAAAAAUCCAGAAAUCUUGCAUAAUAUAGGACCUUUAAUAAGUUGUGCUGCAGUUUGCUCUAUGAGGAGGUUUUGUUUAACCUCCUUUUAAGAUUGUAGCUUGUAUUGAGUUAUUCUAAGUGUUUUUUGUUUACAGUUUUGACAAAACUGCAUAUCAAUAUUUCCUCAUUUUGGAGUUGUCAGCCAUUAUUGACCUAUUUUCUGUGUUCACCUCAUUCUGUAUUAUCAAGCUAUAAUGCUGCAUUUUGUAUGUGUAUUACUGUUGUCAAAUGCAUUCAAACGGGCUAAGCGUCCAAAGGCCUCAUUUAAAGCUAGAAAAUGUCUGACUUUAAUAAUGCAAUAAUUGAAAUGUUAUAAUUUCUAUUUUGAAAGGUAGCAUUGAUUUGAUUUAAAUAUGCAUGAAGGCUUUUCUCUAAAUGGGGCACUUGGAAAAUUUAAGCCAAAGAAUAAAAAAAAAUAAGAAGCACUUUGUGAAGUUGAAGCUGUUAAAAUUGUGCCAAUUCUUAAAAAGCAUUUUCACAUUUUCUAAGCUGUGUUUCUUUGAGUGAAGUUAGAUUUUUUUGGAGUAAAUUUUUUGCAGAAUUUUGCUACUAAAGUGCAUGGAGCAGUAAUUGUUUUCAGAUGUUGUGAAGCAAUGUUAGUCAUUUGCAACCAUGUUUGUAGUUUCAUGAAAAAGACAAUGUAAAGGUGUAUUUUUGAUUUUGUAUAAAAAAAUACUCUUUA
Molecule: messenger RNA, 2893 nt
Organism: Periophthalmus magnuspinnatus
Lineage: Eukaryota; Metazoa; Chordata; Actinopteri; Gobiiformes; Gobiidae
Gene: tsn
Product: translin
Exons: 6
Coding region: 121-804 (227 amino acids)
Biological process (GO): RNA metabolic process
Cellular component (GO): cytoplasm; nucleus
Molecular function (GO): sequence-specific DNA binding; single-stranded DNA binding; RNA binding
Source: RefSeq, a predicted model, not a curated record